UCCCUGGGCAUGCCAUUAUCAGGAGGGUUCUCAGCAGGUCCUAGUUUACAGGUUCCUGUACAGACAAUGUUCACCCAACCUCCGUCGCAGGUUGCAGUAAACGUGCAACCUGCUGUCUCGCAGCCUGUACAGUCACAGGGCACACAGCCCCUGCAGUUAGUGCAGCAGCCUGCACCACUGGGUCCACAUCCCGAAGUGAUGCAGGGACCGGGGCAAAGUCAAUGGGUACCAAGGACGGCCAUCGCCGCUCCUAAACCCUUCACAGGGGAUAAGAGGGACGAAGACCUCGACACUUGGUUGAGGGCAGUGUCGGUCUAUGUCAAGUGUAAACUUACCUUGCCGCACGAGGAAGUGUUUGUGGCUGCAUCCUAUUUAGAGGGGAGUGCAGCACGAUGGUUGAGUGGUUUAGUGCAACUACAGGGGUACCGUCAUGACUUUCACGCUUGGGCGGUCACCCAAAAACUGGAUGACUUUCUCAAGUUGGUGGAAGACAGGUGGCACGAUCCUCAGGAGGCCCAAAAGGCCACUGAUGCGAUCUUGACACUGCACACGAGGCAGUUCAAGUCAGUAAGGGAGGCCACUGACGCUGUAGAGCGUCUGAUCUGUGUCCCUGGGGUUCGCUAUGACCCCCAGGUCUUACUCACCUCCUACUUGAGAUGCUUUCCCAUGCCCCUCAGGAAUCAGUUGGCGGGUGAGGCCAACAUUAACAUGCACAACUUUCCCUCGUUCAGUACAAAGGCCCUAGACCUUGAGGCAAAGAUAGGGCAUGGACAUAAUCCCACGACGGAUGGUAGGAAGAAGACAAGGCCUCACAACUGGAAGGCGAAGGGACGUAUUAUGUUCGUCGACAAUGAUGGUUCUACCAUCAAGUUGGACGACGAGUUCCAGGCGGGAGUAGGUUCAGAGGCUGGCAGCGUAGAAGCUUCAGGGGGUGGAGUAGUCGCUGUCGUAGCUCAAAAAGGGGUUGUUGAGAGGGAGGUCGUCCACGCGAUAGAGAUUAUCCCAAGGUCUAGCAUCCCGAAGGGUAGGAUCUAUCGGAUGUCUCCAAGCGAGCUUGACGAGCUUCGCCGGCAACUCAAGGAACUCGUAGAAAAGGGUUGGAUCCGGCCGAGUGUUUCUCCUUAUGGUUCACCAGUCCUAUUCGUACCAAAGAAGAAGGAAGGAACACUUAGGAUGUGCAUUGACUAUACGGGCCUCCAUACCAUCACUGUCAAAAACAGCGAGCCCCUACCGCGCAUCGACGACUUGCUAGAUAGAGUGCAAGGGUGUCGGUACUUCAGUAAGAUAGAUUUGAAGUCCGGGUACCAUCAGAUUGUAAUCCGGCCCGAGGAUCAACACAAAACCGCUUUUCAGACCAGGUACGGUCUGUACGAGUUUGUGGUGAUGCCUUUCAGCCUUUGCAAUGCUCCUGGCACCUUUCAUCACGCUAUGAAUCGGAUAUUUCAUGACUACUUGGAUAAGUUUGUCAUCGUGUACCUCGAUGACAUACUUAUUUUUAGUAAGACUGUCGAGGAGCACGUUGCGCACUUGGACAAACUCCUAAGUCUUCUGCAACAUCACAACUUCAAGAUCAACGGUGAGAAGUGCGAGUUUGGCCGCACCCAUGUGUUGUACUUGGGUCAUGAGAUUUUUGCGGAGGGAUUAAAGCCUGAUGACACGAAGGUGGCCAGCAUUCGUGACUGGCCGCGUCCUCAGUCUAUGACUGAGAUGAGGUCUUUCUUAGGGAUGACCGGCCACUAUCGCAAUUUCGUGAAGAACUAUAGCAUAGUUGCCGCCCGUUUGACUGACCUGACUCGCCUUGACACCCCAUGGGAGUGGACAGACAGAUGCGAGGCUGCGUUCAGACAUCUGAAGCAUGCGUUGACGCAUCAUGAGGUCUUGAAACUUCCUGAUCCUGACAAGCCAUUUGUAGUAACUACGGAUGCUAGCCAAUAUGGCAUAAGGGUCGUACUUGCGCAGCAGGAGGGGAAGAAGUUGAGGCCAGCAGAGUACAUGUCCAAAAAGAUGCCCUCUCAGAAGUUGGCUAAAUCCACCUAUGAGAAGGAACUCUAUGUGAUCUACAAAGCGCUCACCCAUUGGAGACACUAUCUCCUUGGGAGGUUCUUCUACGUCAGGACUGAUCACCAGACCCUGAAGUGGAUGAGAACCCAGCCUAUGCUCUCUGGCGCUUUGAAGCGUUGGAUUGAAGUCAUAGAGGAGUAUGACUUUGAGCCCCAGUACAUCAAGGGCGAGUACAACAAGGUUGCUGAUGCGCUGUCGCGUAGACCAGAUUUCUCUGGUGCGCUGAUCACUGAAUUUGGGCUUGCGGACGAUGUUACUCAGUCUAUGGUGGAAGCCUAUCGCGAGGACCGGUUUAUGUCAGAGAUCAUACGCAGACUUGAGGCGAAGGACAAGGUGACUUCUGCUGAGUUUGAGUUGGUCAACGGACUGCUGCCUGGAGAGAGCCUGUCCAUGGACUGCAUGGAUACGCUGGUCACCAACAAGAGUGGAAUGAGACACAUCUUUGUUAUCGUGGAUAGGUUUAGUAAGUACGCUAGGUUAAUUGCAAUGCCGGAGACAGCGAAGACUGAGCAGGUGAUUAAGCUGUUUAAAGAGAACUGGGUUAGAGAUUUUGGAUUGCCAAAAUCUAUAGUCAGUGACCGUGAUGUGCGAUUCACAAGUGAACUGUGGAAAGCCGCAGCCGCAGAACAAGGAACGCAGCUGCAGAUGACAUCAGGAAACCAUCCCAAGGCGAAUGGUCAAGCAGAACAGUUGAACCGCGCUGUACAGCACCUGCUGAGGCAUUACAUCAAGCCGAAUCAGGUAGACUGGGAUGAGAAACUUGCUCUCAUUGCCAGCCUGUACAACAACGGAGUUCAUAGCACAACGGGCCUGACCCCGAAUAGUCUGCUAUUAACCUUUAAGCCUAGACUGCCCCUAGAUUUCUUACUACCUGACAACCAGCCCCCUGCUGCACCAAGGACUUCAGAGUUUGCUUAUCGAUAUGAGCAACUGAUGCAGCAGGCUGUUGAGCAAAUGCACAAAGCACAGGCGGCAAUGAUAGAGUCUGAGAACAAACACCGCCGCCCAUCCACGUUUCAGGUAGGAGAGAGAGUCUGGGUCAAGUCUUCAGAACUGGGACAAGAGCAUGGGAUCUCCCGCAAGCUCAUGCCACAAUACUUUGGACGAUGGGAGAUUCUGGAUGUUUUGGGGAAUGAACCAGAUGGGCCAUCUUAUGUUGUUUGCAUCCCUGGUCGCUUACGCACUUACCCUGUUUUUCACGCUUCAAAGCUUGCACCUUUUAAAGAAACAGAUCAGUUCCCAUCUCGUCGCUCAAUGCUACCCCCAACCAUGGAUGGAAAGGUCGACAUCGAUGAUAUUGUUGACCACCGGGAGAUGCCAGUUCCAAGACUAACAGGCAGAGGACGUCCUCCGAAACCGAAGCUGCAGUAUCGAGUUCGGUUCAGACAUCACACUGAUCCAAAGGAGGACAGAUGGUUCACAAGGGAGGAACUGAUGCAGACCGCUCCACAAGUAGUCGCCCACUAUGAGAAGUCCUUAUGAAAAGGAAAGCGCCAGAUUAUCAAAGACUGAACGUCUCAGAGGACUAGCGAAGUAUGGAGGAGGGAAUGCGAGGCACAAGGCCUCGAUAAC
Molecule: messenger RNA, 3633 nt
Organism: Chara braunii
Lineage: Eukaryota; Viridiplantae; Streptophyta; Charophyceae; Charales; Characeae
Source: the annotation of a GenBank genome assembly